CUUAGCGAGUUGUCUUGACUCGCGCGUCUCCGUCUCAUCCCUCCAGAGCUGUAGAAAUGGGAAACCCCAGAGUUUUCUUUGACAUCACUGCUGAUGGGGCUCCACUUGGCAGGAUCGUAAUGGAGCUGCGAGCUGAUGUGGUCCCAAAGACUGCAGAAAAUUUCCGGGUCUUGUGCACCGGUGACAAAGGGUUUGGUUACAAAGGCUCCAUCUUCCACCGUAUUAUCCCCGGAUUCAUGUGCCAGGGUGGAGAUUUCACCAAACAUAACGGAACUGGAGGCAAAUCCAUCUAUGGUAAUACGUUUGCUGAUGAGAACUUUACGCUGAAGCACACAGAACCAGGGAUCCUUUCCAUGGCGAACUCAGGACCAAACACCAAUGGCUCCCAGUUCUUCAUCUGCACAGAAAGGACACCCUGGCUGGACGGCAAGCACGUGGUGUUUGGCAGUGUUGUGGAGGGCAUCGAUGUUGUCAAAAAGAUGGAAUCUUACGGCUCAAAUAGAGGCAGGACAAGUCGCAAGAUUACCAUUGCUAAUUGUGAUCAGCUAUGAGCAGGGCAGCCGUUUGACCUGCACUCUGUAAGGUCAAUGAGUCAACCUUGAUGAAAUACCUUCUUCCUGUUUGAUCUAAUUUCUGCUGUGUUCAGAUUUGUGCUGGGACAUCUUGUAACUUCUGUGAUCUUUCUUUGGAGGACAACACUUGUUAUAAAAAUCAGCAUAAAUUACACUGGUGUUAAGAAAAAAUAAAAAAAAAUAAAUCCA
Poecilia latipinna (sailfin molly) is the source of this 761-nucleotide messenger RNA. It is a transcript of the gene ppiab, whose product is annotated as peptidylprolyl isomerase Ab (cyclophilin A). Lineage: Eukaryota; Metazoa; Chordata; Actinopteri; Cyprinodontiformes; Poeciliidae. Bases 57 to 551 code for a protein of 164 amino acids. Gene Ontology annotation, biological process: protein peptidyl-prolyl isomerization; protein folding. Gene Ontology annotation, cellular component: cytoplasm. The record is from RefSeq and is a predicted model, not a curated record. The transcript is spliced from 5 exons. Gene Ontology annotation, molecular function: cyclosporin A binding; peptidyl-prolyl cis-trans isomerase activity.